This is a messenger RNA of Vespa crabro (European hornet), 889 nucleotides long. RefSeq names its product probable signal peptidase complex subunit 2 (gene Spase25). The transcript has 3 exons. Bases 147 to 716 code for a protein of 189 amino acids. Gene Ontology annotation, cellular component: signal peptidase complex; membrane. Gene Ontology annotation, biological process: protein targeting to ER. The record is from RefSeq and is a predicted model, not a curated record. Lineage: Eukaryota; Metazoa; Arthropoda; Insecta; Hymenoptera; Vespidae.
UUGACGUGUACACAUCGAAGCGCUAUCUAUAACUUACUGUAACCAUAUUUCUUAACCUAUAAUCAUUACCGCCUUGCAAAUAUAAGACGGUUCGAUCAUUUUGGAAGAUAUUCUUAAAUGCAAACGUUCUUUUACUAUUAAUUAAAAUGGGUGGUGUUGAAAAUACUGGAAUCAAAAUCAAUAAAUGGGAUGGAUCUGCUGUAAAGAAUGCAUUAGAUGAUGCAGUAAAGGAUGUUCUUACAAAAAAAUAUAAUUACAUAGAAAACUUUGCUCUUCUUGAUGGAAGACUGGCACUCUGUGGAAUCGCAGUGAUAAUAGCUAUAAUCGCAUUGCUUUUUGACUACUUAUAUCCAUUCCCAGCAUCUAAACCUGUUUUGAUAGUUUGCGUAUCAUUAUAUUUUGUUUUGAUGGGACUUUUAACUCUUUAUACGACUUAUAAAGAAAAAGGAAUAUUUGUUGUUGCUAUUCAAAGGGAUCCUGCGGGUUUCAAUCCUGAUCUCAUAUGGGAAGCAAGUUCAUAUAUGAAAAAGUAUGAUGAUAAAUAUAGUCUCGUAUUGUCUGUUAGAAGUCCUUCCUCAGGAAUUACUAAUGAAACUACAGUAACAAAAUCCGUUGCAAAUUUCAUUGAUGUGAAUGGUGUAGUAAUACCAGAAUUAAUAGAAGCUGUUGUAACAGACAUGCAUGACAGUAUAACACGUCAGCGCAAAGAAAAGUAGAUUAUGAUUAUAUAAAAGUAUAUGAUUUUUAUUUUAAACAUACACUUCAAACAAUUUAUAUCAUUAAUUUCAUUUAUAUAUGUGCGAUACAUUAGAAAAAAAUAAAAAUAUUUGUUAAAACUUUGUGUUUAUAAAAAGUAAAAUAUAAACACAACAGAUAAUUCUUUAAGACA